This is a messenger RNA of Exophiala spinifera, 1083 nucleotides long. RefSeq lists its product as uncharacterized. Lineage: Eukaryota; Fungi; Ascomycota; Eurotiomycetes; Chaetothyriales; Herpotrichiellaceae. The transcript has a single exon. Gene Ontology annotation, molecular function: iron-sulfur cluster binding; catalytic activity. The record is from RefSeq and is a predicted model, not a curated record. The coding region runs from base 1 to 1083 and encodes 360 amino acids.
AUGUUCAGAUCAAUCGUCGCUAGGCCGACAGUCCUACGGCCGAGCAUCGUUCUGCCUUCAAGUAUACCCAUCCGGCGGCACCUCCAUCUUGCACCUCCCUUCCUCCUAGAGGACUAUAUCCCUCGCUACCAUCUCAUUUCCUCGGUCGAUGCCUCCAGGAAACGUUCCGCGGCGUAUGCACACCUCCGACGCUGCAAUCUCUGCCCUCGGCUCUGCGACGUCAACCGGUUCGAGACCACCGGCCAUUGCCUGAUCGGUGCAGAGAAGGUCAAAGUCGGGACUAUUGCUCCACACUUUGGAGAAGAACCUUGCUUGCAAGGACACCAUGGCUCUGGGUCUGUGUUCUUCAGCGGAUGCAAUAUGCGCUGCGUCUUCUGUCAGAACCAUGAUAUCUCUCAUCAGAAGGUGGGCUUCGACCUGACGCCGGACGAGCUGGCGGAGUGGAUGGUCAAAUUGCAAGAGGUGGGCAACGUGCACAACAUCAACUUUGUCACUCCGGAGCAUGUCGUGCCUCAGGUCGCCCUAGCCAUCCUGGCCGCGCGGGAAAUGGGGUUGAGGGUGCCCAUUGUUUACAACACCAGUGCAUUCGACAGCCUCCAGAGUCUAGAACUCAUGGAUGGCCUGGUCGAUAUAUAUUUACCCGACUUCAAGGUGUGGCACAAUGAGACAAGUAAGAGACUGCUUAAAGCCGAUGGAUAUGCGGAUGUAGCCAAAGAAAGCAUCAAAGAGAUGUAUCGACAGGUAGGCGAUUUGUGUUUCACUGGCGACGGCAUCGCAAAGAAGGGACUCCUGGUGAGACAUCUUGUCAUGCCUGGAAAGGAAGAAGAGGGCGUGCGAAUUAUGCAGUGGUUGGCAGAAGCACUAGGGAAGGACGUCUUUGUCAAUAUCAUGGAACAGUAUUACCCAACGGCCCAUGUCGGCCAGGAGCGAAGGGGGGCUAAAACCAACAAAGACGAGAAGCGAUAUUCUGAAAUCAAUCGACAUGUCAACAAGGAUGAAAUUGGCAUUGUGCAAAAGGCCGCGAGAGAGGCUGGCCUCUGGAGGUUCGCCGAGCCUGCCAGGCACGGUGGAUGGAAUGUAUGA